UUUUUUACUUAUAAAUAAUUUUAUUAACCGAGAUUCAGAAAAUCAUGAAGCAUGGGAUGAGAAAGUUCUUUGCACUCUAUUUUAACAUCUAAACAAGCCACGGAUAUUUAAUUCUAUUAAAGAACCAUGAAGCAAUCUCCAAAUGCUAAAUAUGUAAUGUACAUACUUAUAUACAUAUAAAGUGUCGUCCCCAAACAAUAUCGUGGAAGGGAGGCGGAACAGUCGAUAAAAAAUUUUGAUUAAUAUCGUGUGUACGUCAUAUCUAAAAUCAAAUGCUUCCAGUGUCAUCAUCAUCGAUUUCCGGCAACCGCGCCCCACUUUCCAUUCAGCGCAAGCGCGCGGAGAAUCGCGUAUCGACGGGCGAAACUCGUAAUUUGUCCGUGUCAAAUCUCGCUGAAACUUGGUUGAACGCCGAUACCGACUCCGGGUCGCGCAGAUUGGAUUCAUUCGAUGUCGCUGCCUGUUAUCUUUCUUCCCGCCGAUUGAUUCCGCGAAACAUCGACGAUACUCUCUCACCGAUUCGACCGGUCUCGAUAUGUAACCGCGAUCGAUCGGCGGCACACGUCAGAGUUUAAAAACGCUAAUAAGAAGAGCCCCGACUGAUGUGCCCCUCUUUAGGGAUUCCGUGCUCGUUCAGGCGGCGGCCGCGGUACGUGUUGGUCGCACUCGAAGUUUCCCUCGAGGCCAGCCGACGACGCGAAGCACGGACCACCUCAGCGUUCGGCUCGUUAGUUUGUUAGUUUCGUCCCGGCAGUCGAGCGAAAUCGAUCCACGGUAACACCGUUCAGUCUCCACGGUGGAGGACCGCUGGACCAGCUAGCCAGUACCGAGAUGAAGCCACCGACAACAUGGAAAACAUUUCCCAUUUCCAUUAUCACCGUUCUCAUAUCGACUCGAUUGUCCUUGGCCGAGAAGAUGCACCCGUUCGUCGUCAGCAACGCAAUAGACCAAGGCGUCGCAAAGGACUACCUCAUAGGACCGUGUUUGGUGACCAGCAACCAGAGCUGCCCCGACAAGGAAGUGACAUUCUUCCUGUACACGAGAAGGAAUCUGGACGCUGGUCAGCAGGUACUAGUCAACGAUACCGGUUCCAAUCUGAAAGAGAUCAACUUCGAAUCGUCGAAUCCUACGAAGAUAGUGGUGCACGGAUAUGACUCUGAUAUGCAGCUGUCCUAUCUGGUCGACGUCCGAAGGGAAUACCUGAAGAGCUACGAUUACAACGUGAUCGCCGUCGACUGGCACCGUUUGGCCACGGCACCCUGUUAUCCCCUCGUAGUGCGUAACGUGCCGCACGUCGGCGACUGUCUCGCGCAGCUGAUCGACAGGCUGCGGGACGUAGGGGCGAAAGAUAUCCACGUGAUCGGUUUCAGCCUGGGCGCACACGUGCCCGCGUUUUCCGCGAACGUAUUACGACCGUACAAGAUAUCCAGAAUCACGGGAUUGGACCCGGCACUACCUCUGUUCGUCACCGUGAAUAAAGAUGAUAAAUUAGACGCCGGGGAUGCCGAGUUCGUCGACGUGUUACACACGAACGCGUUCAUCCAGGGUAAAGUGGAGAUGAGUGGGCAUAUUGAUUUCUAUAUGAACGGCGGGAUCAAUCAGCCAGGGUGCUGGGAAAGGUGGGCACCGUUCGCUUGCGAUCACCACAGAGCCGUGAUGUAUUUCGCCGAGUCGAUCAAUUCGGACGUGGGCUUCUGGGGCUGGCAGUGUGGAGGAUUCGCUUGGUAUCUCCUAGGCCUCUGCCCGCCGAGGUAUCCGGCCGUUCUGGCCGGCGACAAGGUAGACAGGAAGCGAAGGGGUUUCUAUCUGGUGAAAACGAACGGCCAGAGCCCGUACGCGAUGGGAAAUUUUACCGUGAACCAGUUGGACGUGUACACGUAAGCGGGGGAUCGCGUUAACGUCGCGAGAUAAGGCCGCCGCGAUAAAGCGGGGAAUAUACGACUUUUGGAGCUUGCGAACGCGAUCCCGUUUCCCGAUUGCGGGACCAGAGGGAUUACCAUUGGUAGCCGGUUGCGACCGCGUCCUAGCUUCAGCGAAUUGCCGCAACCGUACGUACGUACGUACGUCGCCGCACGAAUUACCUGGCUCGAGAACUUUCGUGUCAAGGUCAGAACGCCUCAAGCUCUCCUACUAAUCGAUAGCCCGUUUAACGCGGAAAAAACUGUGAAAAGCCGGUUGGCUCCGAGUUUGUUUAAAUACCAUGAAACGAACAAAAGUUGUUGCAAUUAUUAUAAUAAUGUAAAUUUUUUGUUAUGUAAUGUUAAUAAUGAAAAUAUUAUAUUUUUAUUUGGAGGAGAAACGUGACGUUGAUGAAUUGGUAAAAUUAUAAAAUUAAAUAUGAUAAGAUUAAUAGACAUCAUUUGAAUCUUCCCGAGUUAAUUAUCUGUAAUAGCAUAUGUACGAAUGCUGAUAUUA
Ceratina calcarata is the source of this 2415-nucleotide messenger RNA. RefSeq names its product lipase member H-A-like. NCBI's taxonomy places the organism in Eukaryota, Metazoa, Arthropoda, Insecta, Hymenoptera, Apidae. Gene Ontology annotation, biological process: lipid catabolic process. The record is from RefSeq and is a predicted model, not a curated record. The transcript has a single exon. Gene Ontology annotation, molecular function: serine hydrolase activity; lipase activity. Bases 832 to 1881 code for a protein of 349 amino acids.